Molecule: messenger RNA, 1904 nt
Organism: Panicum hallii
Lineage: Eukaryota; Viridiplantae; Streptophyta; Magnoliopsida; Poales; Poaceae
Product: pheophytinase, chloroplastic
Exons: 6
Coding region: 238-1704 (488 amino acids)
Biological process (GO): chlorophyll catabolic process
Cellular component (GO): chloroplast
Molecular function (GO): pheophytinase activity
Source: RefSeq, a predicted model, not a curated record
GCGUGCACGCAUCCAACUCGGGGCGACUUCACUCCGUGGUCUGUGCGGGAGCCUUCACAGGCUCGCACUCUAGGCUCUAGCUAGUCUUAAGCAGACCAAACUUCCCGUUCCUCCCCCUCCUGCUAAGCUCGCAACCUCAACAAGUGGAGUAGGAUUUCUGGGAGCAACUUUGCUUCUUCAAACUGGGCGCCAAGCAGAUCUGCAGAACUAGAGUGCGCGUCGACCAUCGUAGCGAUCAUGGAGGUGGUCUCUUGCAGCCACUCCUGCUCGGCAUUACAUCAAACACCUAGAAGUGCCUGGAGGCUUCGGGGCGGUGGUCUUGGUCUGGGGCAUGCCAAGUCUACUCGGCCCAGAAGAAGUGCGAUUCUUUGUGUCGGAACCACUAGAGGAGCUUCAAUUCCGGGUGAUUCCAACAAGGUUCAAGCCACCCAGGGAUUUGUGGAUGCAGCCCUGCAGGGUAUUCCUUCCAGAAAAGCCGGAGAGAUUGAGAAGGUGAUGAUUCAGGGCCUCCCUAAAGGCACUGAUAGCUCUCCAAUCAGCACUGGAUUCUGGGAGUGGAAGCCGAAGCUGACGGUGUACUAUGAGAGGUCUGGCACCGAGAACAGCAAAGCGCCUGCGGUGCUCUUCCUGCCGGGGUUCGGAGUUGGGACAUUCCAUUAUGAGAAGCAACUGAGGGAUCUUGGUCGCGAUCAUAAGGUGUGGACGAUGGAUUUUCUUGGUCAGGGAAUGUCGUUGCCGUGUGAAGACCCUGCUCCUAGUAGCAUAGCAGGGGACCAGAGCGAAGACUCGUUUUGGGGCUUUGGACAAGAUUCGCAGCCUUGGGCAGAGAAGCUGGCGUAUUCUGUAGAUUUAUGGCAAAACCAGGUUCAGCAUUUCGUUGAAGAGGUUAUCCGUGAGCCAGUUUACAUUGUGGGGAACUCUCUUGGAGGAUUUGUUGCUCUGUAUUUUGCUGCAUCCUGUCCACACCUUGUAAAAGGCGUCACGUUGCUUAAUGCAACACCAUUUUGGGGAUUCUUUCCUAACCCUGCUACAUCUCCUCGAUUGUCAAAGAUUUUCCCAUGGGCUGGGACAUUUCCUCUUCCAUCAUUUGUGAGGAAACUUACUGAAGCAGUUUGGCAGAAGAUAAGUGACCCAAGAAGCAUACAUGACAUACUCAAACAAGUCUAUGCUGACCACUCAACAAAUGUGGACAAGGUAUUCUCUCGUAUUGUGGAGAUAACACAACACCCAGCUGCUGCUGCAUCAUUUGCCUCCAUCAUGUUUGCCCCAAGGGGUCAGAUAUCCUUCCAAGAGGCAAUUUCUAGGUGCCAAAGCCAAGGUGUUCCCAUAUCUCUUAUGUAUGGAAGAGAGGAUCCUUGGGUUAGACCUAUUUGGGGAAUCAAAGUCAAAGAGCAGGUGCCAGAAGCACCUUAUUAUGAAAUCAGCCCUGCCGGUCAUUGUCCUCAUGAUGAGGUCCCUGAGGUUAUAAACUACUUACUCCGCGGGUGGCUGAAGAACCUCGAGUCUGAGGGUUCAAUCGACCUGCCGUUUCUCGAAGACCCCAGCUAUGCUGAGCAUGGUGUGUCGAGGGAGCUGGAGUUUGUCAGAGAAGGGUCAAGGAAAUCAGUUAGUGUGCGGCUCUAUGGUUCCAAAAUUUCUCUCUGGAGCCAGCUGAGCUCAUUCUUGAACACUCGUGCCUCCAAUUCACGGGUAGUCUCUAGAUGAUUCAUCCUUAAGUAGAUAUUAGAACUUAAGCCUCGAUUCGAUAUUGUAUUUGUUACUUGAUUAAGUUAGUCUUGGAUAGUUGUAGUAAAUAGAUACUGUUUUUUGAAUUUCUAGUGAAUGUAAAUAUGUACAGUACAAUGCCAGCUUCAAUCAUACUACUGUCCAUAGCCUGUCAAAGGUAUUCUCCCUCCGUGCGUCAA